ACUAUGGGAGCAACGGUACUAAUUACCAUUUGUCUUCUCAUAAGUCUGCCACGAGUUUUCUCAGGUACAAAUUUUACCAGUCUAUCAUGUGGUUCUCCAACAGGAACCAAGUUUAAAGACAAAGAAACAGGCAUUAGUUACAGUUCCGACGCCGAGUUCAUAUCUACUGGUGUCGGGAGCAAGAUUAAAGCGUUGUACCAGAGCAAAACAGAGCAAAAACACUGGUACUCCCGGAGUUUCUCAAGGGGUUUGAGAAACUGUUACACGUUUAAUUUGGCCACUGGAGAAAGGUAUCUAAUUAGAACAACUUUCUUACACGGANAAAAAAAAAAAAAAAAAACUAAACAAAAGGCUGAGCAACCGAAUAAAAUAUAA
Molecule: messenger RNA, 375 nt
Organism: Camelina sativa (false flax)
Lineage: Eukaryota; Viridiplantae; Streptophyta; Magnoliopsida; Brassicales; Brassicaceae
Source: RefSeq, a predicted model, not a curated record